This is a messenger RNA of Pipra filicauda (Wire-tailed manakin), 7268 nucleotides long. RefSeq names its product F-box protein 34 (gene FBXO34). Lineage: Eukaryota; Metazoa; Chordata; Aves; Passeriformes; Pipridae. The record is from RefSeq and is a predicted model, not a curated record. The transcript has 3 exons. Gene Ontology annotation, molecular function: protein binding. Bases 2178 to 4406 code for a protein of 742 amino acids.
UCAGUUGGUUUUGGUGUGUGAGUGGACACAGGAAGCUCCCCUACAUUUAUUCCAGCUGGAGCCCCUAUGGCAGCUUUAUUGGUUUUUAGAUUAGAUAACAUCAGAUCUGUGCAACUUUAUCCUUUUUGACCAUCAAACAGUGGGGAAGCUGAGCACACAAGCCAAAUUAUGUCUGUGUUGGCUCCUUUAGUGUCAAAAGGCAGGUCUUUAAGCUGUUUUAAAUAGGAAGAUAUUACAUGAAGGAUGGUUAAAAGGGAAGGGUUGUGUUCCUAUAGGUGUCUGAGAGGCUGAGUAUGAGGAUUUGGUGUAUCAUCUUGCUGUGCAGCCUAGUCUGGGAGCUGCUGUGGAUUGGUCCCAGUGGGAGUAUGGGAUGAGGAAAAGCUUUCUGCCAAAGCUUCUUGCUUAGGAAAUUCUGGUGCUGUUAUAGGUGUCCUGGCGGGUGUUUGAGAGGGAGGGAGGGAUGACUAGGCUGGGAAAUGGCAGAUUGCCUGUCUGGUGAAAUAUAGUUUUAGAGGCAAGUAUCAUGUAACAACCUAAACUUGAGCUCAGUGGUGGGGGAAUGGACUUGGAACUCGGUUCUUGCAAGAAAACAAAACUCUAUAUCUUUAUAAUAAGGCCUCAGCACUGUGUUGUUUUUUUUCCCCACCAUCAUAAUGACUGUUUCUUGGUAUUAACUCCCCUGAGUUCCCCUCUGAAACACUUGCUGCUGCUUUGUCCUGCAUCCUGGCUGUGCUGCUGCUCUUUGCCCAGCUCGUCCGGUGCCAUGUCCCUGUGGAGCAUCCUUGUGUGGAGGUGGGGUGGUCAAAUGUGUUUUCACACGUGUUUUUACCAGCAGGGUGAUUGCUGCUCAGAUCCAGUCCGGAGGCCACGGCCUCCUUUCUAGAAAGUAAAUUUUCUGAGAGGAUGUGCCCACCCUUUGAACUCCUUUGUUGAUGGGUUACUGUUGCUACAGCUAAAACACACUUGUUCUUGCGGUGAAGCUUUAGUUCAAAAUAUCAAAAGCUUUAGUGCUCUACAGAUGAGGAGACCUUGACCCCCCCCUUCAUCCACUCUGGCUGAGUUAAUACAUUUGUUUUCCCGAGCUGCAGCAGCAUUCAAACCUGACGAUAAGACGGGGAAUUCUGUGGGACCGAACUGCCGUCCGUGGCUGGGAGGAUGUGAUGCUUUACUGCUGCCAAAAUCCGAGUCCUUCCCACAUCUUGUGUACGGAGGCAUAUGUUUGGGGGUGGCUUCAGAAAGGGAGAACAACACCAUUAUGUUUUUAACUUCCUCUCCUGUUUUGUUUCUCUGUGCAUCUGUAUUUCAGUUUUUCUCUGUGCAAAACUAGCAAAUCGGCUGAAGCACCUACUGCUAAAGAUCAGCCUUGGUACAGAAACAGUGGUAAUUAAAAGGCACUCGAAGGUUGUUGUUCUUUCGCCAUCAGAGUCCGUUUAGGCGCCGGUAAGAGUAUCUGCUCCAAGGACAAGGUGUAGAAGGCAGUGAGAACAAGAGAUACUGCAGAGCAGUGUUGUUUUUGGUGUAAUCUGCCUUAUCAGCAUGUGAUGCAAAGACAGGGCAGUUUUCACAGGACUUGGAGGCUGCGUGGUGACAUGUUUUCUGUCCUGUAUGAAAUCCACCACGUUAUUUUGAUUAGAACACUAACGUAACUCCUGGCAGCCUCAAAUCUUACUGCCAGCAGCUAUUUCCCUCCAAAGCCCGGUGCAGUGCUAACAAGCAGAAGGAUCUCUCGUGUGUCCUGUUUACGAGGAGCUCUGCAGACGGAGGUGUUCCGUGGGAGGUAACAAGGUAGCGCUGUAGCCGUGUAUAUAAGGUGGAAAAAUGUUGUGUGUGCAGACAGGCUGUUGUGUUAAUUUGUGUUUGAUGGUGUUCAGGAACUCCAGCUGCAAUAACGGCAUGAUGAUGUUAAGUUCUUUUAUAUAUAAACGUAUAUAUUUUGUAUCUGUGCAUGCACAUAUAUGUAUAUAUAUUUUUUGUCUCGUGGGAGAGUCCGUGUUUGGAUCGUCGGUGCUUCAGCUGCUGCUGUACUUGAAUGUGAUUUUCUUAUGUUUGUUCAGUUUUUAGGUGGCAGAGACACGGUGAAGCUCUGUGUGGGGCAAGGAGAGCUGAUGGGGGAGCCUGGGGUGUGACCCAGGAUGGAUUGGCUGUGACGGCGUGCCUUAGCUGGAGAGGUAGUUACCAUGAAGAGUUCCUGCAGAGCUGGCCUCCACAGGGAACCGCUGAAUUCCACAUCCUCCACCUUCCACCAGGUCAAACGGGUCUCUGGUAUGCACUUAAAGCCAUAUCUCAAGUUACAGAAGAAAGAGCGAUCCCCAGAAAUAAGCCAGGAUUCCCUGCGAGGCCACCAGGGAUCAGCACAAGGAGAAAAAUACACCACCUGCACCAAACUGAGCGUUUUCCCAAAACCCUCCCUCGUGACUCCAUCUCAAAAGCUUCUGGGGAUUAUUUAUCCAAAUAUUAUGUGCAAUAUGAACGGGAAAGGUCCAGCGGAUGGCCCAAGUGCAAGGGAAAAGAAGAACGCCCUGUCGGCGACGAUCCACCAGGGAGAGGAAGGGGAAGGGCCUCUGGAUGUCUGGGCCGUGGUGAAACCUGGCAACACGAAGGAGAAAAUUGCCUUCUUUGCGGCCCAGCAGUGCAGCAGCACCAGCCGGGUGGGCUCCAUGAAAAUCAAGAGCACGUGGGACAUCGACGGGAGGACGGCCAAGCGCAGGAAAAAAUCGGUGGACCUCAAAAAAGCCAAAAUCCAACUGGAAAGGAUGAGGGAGGCCAAUGCCAGGUGCUCCCAGCCGGAGCCUUUUGCCUGUGGCAUCGAGCACUGCUCGGUGCACUACGGGAAUGACAGCGGAGAGGGGGCGUUCCCGGGCCGGUCCCUCUCGGUGAUAGAGAUGGUGGCUUUCCUGGAGCAGCGAGCGAGUGCUUUGCUGGUGGAUUGUGCUAAAACCUGCACGGCUGCCCCUGCCACGAGGCCGAGCGCUCAGCCCAGGGGGGCCCUUCCCAGCUCCGACCCUUUUUCCUCGGCCGGGGCGUGCGAGGUGCACGCGGAGCAGCAGGGCGAGCCCGUGCGCGUGCUGGACAUGGUGGCCAAGCUGGAGUCGGAGUGCCUGAGGCGCCAGAGCGAGCGGGAGGCUGGGAGCCUCUCCCGGAACAACAGCUUCCGCAGAAACGUCGGGAGGGUGCUCCUGGCCAACGGCACCCAGCCCGAGGGAGAGGCGGGGAAGGGGGUGCCGGGGGUUCUGGCUCAGGGGGAUGGCUUGGGGGAGGCGGGGGUGGCAGAGGCUGGAUACAGAGGUCGUUGUGGUGCUCUGGGUGACGCCGAGUUGUGGGAUGGCGGCGCCUCUGCUCGGCGGCCUUUUCCUUCGGGGCUGGAUACCCGGAUGGGGAAUGUGAAUUCGGGACUUGCUCACGCGGUGCUGGCGAUGGCAGCCGGCAGGAGCGACACUGAGACACGGAUUGAGCCUCCCAGAGCUCUGCUGUCCUCGUGUCCAGCUCCUGCUGCCAGGCUGCCACCGGAUCCCUUGCAGAGCAAAAACGCGACUGUUGAUUGUACGUCGAAGGAGCCUGUGAUUUUCCCAAAGCAGAGCCUGCAUCCUGCGAGGAAGGAGCCCUUGUGCAUCAGUAUAUCCGUCACCAAGACUGAGAAAGGGUGCAGGAAAGAGAAGCUCUCCAACUCCACUUCUAGUGAGGAUUCGCUCCCGGGGAGGCUGUUUUUCCUCCAGGACGACCAGCCUGCUGCUCAUGAGCAACAGCCACUGCGGGAAAGUACCCAAGAGAAGCCAGGAGAAGUAGCCCAGAAUGAGGAUGAGGAUGCUUUGGCAUCCGGCAGGUUGUGUGUCAGGAGCAGUGUCCCUACAGAGCCAUCGGCCCCCUCUGUCCCUCCCGCAGAAGGGGCCUUGCAAGUACUUGACGCUUCCUGCCUGAAAAGGCAGGUCUCGCAUGACUUUCUGGAGACCAGGUUUAAAAUCCAGCAGCUUCUGGAGCCUCAGCAGUAUAUGGCCUUCCUGCCUCACCACAUCAUAGUGAAGAUCUUUGGGUUGCUCCCUACCAGGAGCCUGGUGGCCCUGAAAUGCACUUGCUACUACUUCAAGUUCAUCAUCGAGUACUACAACAUCCGGCCGGCGGACUCGCGCUGGGUCCGGGACCCCCGGUACCGGGAGGACCCCUGCAAGCAGUGCAAGAAGAAGUACGUGAAGGGGGACGUGUCGCUGUGCCGGUGGCACCCCAAACCCUACUGCCAGGCCCUGCCCUACGGGCCUGGCUACUGGAUGUGCUGCCAUCGGUCCCAGAAGGGCAUCCCGGGCUGUAAGUUGGGUCUCCACGACAAUCACUGGGUCCCCGCCUGCCACAGCUUUAACCGCGCCAUCCACAAGAAGACCAGAGGAGCGGGAGCCGAAGUGGAAGAGGAAUAUUAGUGCACAUACACUUUUCCUGCAAGAUUGUUUGGGGUAGGAGGAGAUUCUCAUGCCUUGUGCUGUUUACAGUGUAUAUAAUUGUCGUGGUUAUUUUUUUUUUUGUUUGUUUUGUUUUGUUUUCCACAGGGCUAUGAAACUGCACAUACUCAAACACAAGAGCCUUUACCUUUUAGAUUAAAGAGAGCUUUUAGUCUAUCUCUGUAAAUAACACUAUAAAAAAACCCCUAAUUGUACAUACAGAGUCUACAGCUGGCUGAACAAGGUAACCCCCUACAAUGCAGCUAUCCCAGUGUUGCGGCUAUAGGUGUGUGUGUUUUUAAGUGUCUUGUUUCAAAAUCUGUAUAUUCCGCAUAAUAUAUGAAUGUUUCUGAGAAGAAACUCUAAAUAGGUAAAGGUCAACUUGUUUAAAGAAGCUGCAGACAACUUAACUGGACAACCUGAAACUUAGACUAUAGAACAGACCCAUUAUAGUAGCGUGGCAGUGGAUUUAAAAAUAAAAAAAAAAAAGAGAUGAAUAUUAUUGUAUAGUCAGAAUAUAAAAAAAAAAUUCUUGUCUACCUUACCCAUGUUGUCUGGUUUGGUUUUUUUGGUUUUUUUUUUUGGUUUGUUUUUUUUUUUUUUUUACAUGAAUAAAACGUGCAUUCUAGAUCUGCCUUACCAGACUUUCUCUUGUAAGACUUUUGCCCCGAAAUAAAAAUGCUGUAAAACACGUGGCAGAAACUUGGUGCUGUGCUGUAGUUCAGACGUGCAGUGAGCUUCCUCUGGCAAACCUGUCCUACUAACAACAGAACAAAAAACCCACCCCCAAAUCUCUAUUCCUUGGAGAACUCCCUGCUGUAACAUUCACAGAUUCCAGCUUUUCCUUUCCUUCCUGUCAGCCCUGUGUGCAGCAGAGGCUCCUGUUGUCGGGAAUUCUGGUGCUAGGUGUGUAAAGCUUGCAAAAACAGGGACUUUCUGGUCAUCUUGCUUCUUGGCUCUUGUGUGGGCACCCGCCUUGUUCCCUGGAAGCUCCAGGACAAGACCCUGGGUCCAGUAGGAUGGAUGUGGAGUUGCCUUGGCUCUGUGAUGUGCUGGAAGCUUUGCCGUCUGCUCUAUGUGGAGUUUGUCCCUUUCAACAGAAAUGCUUGCAGUGCUUCGCCCUGCUCUGCUGCAGCCUCUGGCAUCUCAUUCCUUGGGUGUGAGUCGGUGCUUUCCAGGGGAAUGGUGACGGUUUGUGUUGGGUGAACAGCGAUUGCUCAAACGGGGAAUGGGAGCGGAGCAUGGCAUCUGUUGCAGUAUUUCCCUGAAUACAUUCCUCUCCUGCAAUGCUGUGAUCCAGACUCCAGUUACACCCCUCUGAGGGUGAGUGGUUUGGAAAUCUGGGAAUGGACCCUGGACAAUCCACGUUCAGCUCCUGGGAGCUGAGUCAGUGGAGCAGCAGCCCUUUUUCCAGGGAGCCAAACGGAGCGUGGCAGCUGUGCCUUUGCACUGUCCAAGUCCCUUCUCUCCCCACACUUGGUGCUGUUUCUCUGCCCCUUCUCAAGGCAUGGAUGGACUCCUGGACCAUUCCAGCUGGAGCAGCCAGAAUCUCUGACCUGGUGCAAGAAGAGCCAGUGCCACCUUCCUACGGGGCUCAUCCCAGGCCUUCCUCUGCCCUGCAAACCCCAGGGGGCACCUGGAAAGGGCAGGAGUUCUGGAUGAGGUGGCCCUGCCCCUGGCUCAUCCUGUUGGCAAGGUGUGGAAAACUGCUGGCUGUGGGGGCCAGGCUGAGCUUCCCACCUCCUUCCACUUCAGCUGCACUGGGAUCACAUGGAGCGACUCACCUGGUUCCGGAGCGAGGACAGAGAGGGUUUGAAGGCGGAUGCUUUUAUUCUUUCCCUUAACUGUGAGAGAAGGAAAACCGAGCCCUUGCAGCCUGAUGAAGUGUGGGUUUGAUGAGCUCAGGGAGAUUUAAAGGAUGUGCUGGGUUUAUUUUUUGCCUUUACCUGCUCCUGCCACCCCGGGCAUCAGACACCCCUCCCUGGCUGCUCAGCCUCCCUGCGCUGCAGACAUGAUGACAACCACGAGGAAUGAGACCAGGAAUCUAAGAGGAGGGUGCGGCCCUCCUUGUAAUCGGCUGGGAAGAGGGAGAGGAAAAGCAGGAUCCCUGGUUAAUCCGUGACUUCAUCCCAUAACGGGGCGCAGGCUUCACCCAAACUUCCAUCUGCUCCCCCCGGAUGAGCAGCAAAGCAACUGCCAGGCUGUUGUUUGGCCAAAGCCAUCGGCAUCAAAGGCCUCCAGCUUGAUUUUGAUUAAGGGAAAGGGGAAAGAAGCUGCUUUCCUGCCCCCCACCCAAGACUCUGGAAAACUUGAGGCUGAGUAGCAGUGAGGAAAGUCCCUGCGAGGCUGGAACAGAGCGGCAGAGGAAAAUAUUUUGUAAUUAGAUAAGGGGCCAGUGAGGUCAUUUUUUUUGGAACAGAGUGUGAGAUUUUGGUCACCUUUGUUGAACAAGGGGAAAAACAAGAAUAAAAUAUCAUUAGGCUAUUUUGUUCCUUGGAACAGGUAAAUCUGGAGGACAACUUGUUAUCUACCCUGCCCCAUCCCUGCCCUCCCCCUGAGGUGGCUGGGGAGCGUGGGCUGGUUUAUACAUCAUUUAUUACAUUGUUUGCUGGAACUGUCCCUGUUGCACAGCAUUGCUGUUAAAAAUUGUUUUGCAGAACAAGCUUUUGCAUCCAGAUGUGGGUUGGUUCUGAGUGUUGCCAUGCUGAGCUGUCUGCAGGCUUUUUCUUUCCUAAAAAGUAGUAAAGUGCAAAUUUCUGUUUCCUUAACGGAUGGUUCAGGGAGAACCCAAGGUCCAGUGAACUUUUUUGUUUCCUACGAGUCAAUUAAAACAACAAUCCAGUG